AUGGAUGCCUUUGCCUCCAUCCUCUCCGCCGAAAUGGCGAAAAAGAAAUCCGCUACGGCCCCUAAAUCCACAUCUACAGAUUCUACGGCUGCUACCAAUAGCGACGGUACCAGUAAAAAUGGUGGCAGCAAAUACGUCCGCCGCGCAGAUAUCGAAAAAGCCCGGCAGGAACAAUACCUAGCUGAUCAAGCCCGCCUCGAAUCCGAACGUGCGGAACGCACGCUCAAAAAACGGAAAGCAGACGAGGAGGCGGCUGCGGAGCGUGAACGACAACUUGAGAAACGUCAGAGAUUGCGGGAUGAGAAGGAAAAGGCUAGACUACAGAAGGAACGAGAAGAAGAGGAAGAACGGAAACGAAAAUUACGGGAGAAAACCGGUGUUACGGGCGAUACUGAUGAGGACGACGAAUCGAAGAAGGAUGGAACAGGCCCAAUGGACGAGAGUGCGGCUGUCCGGAAGCUACGAGAACUGAAUGAACCGAUUCGGUUAUUCGGGGAAUCAAAUGCACAAAGGAUGAAAAGAAUACACCGGCUCACGGGCGUUAGGAAAGCAACUCCUCCGCCUCUCUCCGGAGGCGAGCUUCUCAUCGACCCCCAAAAUGUCGCGAAGGAUCCCUCGUAUGUGUGCCGCCAGCUAUUAGGGUGGUUUCGACUGGUAGUUUCGGAAUGGCAGAUAGCGCUUGAGGGACGUGAAGAAGCACUACGGGAGUCGUAUCAGGGACGGCAAGCUACAACGGCCAUGACACAGGCGAUUGAGAAUCUACAGCCGCUAUUUAAACACUUGCAGAAAGGGGAUAUAGACGAGGAGAUAUUUGCGAAGAUAGUGGAGCUGGUUGUUGAAGCGCAGGCGAGGCGGUAUGUUAGGGCUAAUGACGUAUAUUUGAGGUUAAGUAUUGGAAAUGCAGCCUGGCCAAUCGGUGUUACCAUGGUUGGUAUUCACGAGCGUUCUGCUCGAGAGAAGCUACACGAGAAGGGCAAAUCGGCGCACAUUAUGAGCGAUGAGGCGACUAGAAAGUAUCUGCAAAGUAUAAAACGAUGUUUGAACUUCGCACAGACUAGAUGGCCACCAGAAGAUCCGAUGCAGAUUAUGGGUUAA
Messenger RNA from Orbilia oligospora ATCC 24927, 1095 nucleotides. RefSeq lists its product as uncharacterized. Gene Ontology annotation, biological process: generation of catalytic spliceosome for second transesterification step; RNA splicing. The transcript has 2 exons. Bases 1 to 1095 code for a protein of 364 amino acids. The record is from RefSeq and is a predicted model, not a curated record. Gene Ontology annotation, cellular component: U2-type post-spliceosomal complex; U4/U6 x U5 tri-snRNP complex; U5 snRNP. Lineage: Eukaryota; Fungi; Ascomycota; Orbiliomycetes; Orbiliales; Orbiliaceae.